Aureobasidium pullulans EXF-150 is the source of this 1452-nucleotide messenger RNA. RefSeq names its product APG6-domain-containing protein. The transcript has 2 exons. Gene Ontology annotation, cellular component: phagophore assembly site; phosphatidylinositol 3-kinase complex, class III, type II; phosphatidylinositol 3-kinase complex, class III, type I. The coding region runs from base 1 to 1452 and encodes 483 amino acids. Gene Ontology annotation, biological process: autophagosome assembly; autophagy; cellular response to nitrogen starvation. NCBI's taxonomy places the organism in Eukaryota, Fungi, Ascomycota, Dothideomycetes, Dothideales, Saccotheciaceae. The record is from RefSeq and is a predicted model, not a curated record.
AUGUAUUGCCAGAAAUGCAGGACUCCUUUGAAACUCGACAACUCUUUGGAGCACCUCAAUCCGUCCUCUUUCAAAAUCUUAGUCGACUCGACGCCUUCUCUACCAAGCCAUACUCCUCAACCACCCAAAACGCUCGCUGCUCGCGAACGGAGAGACGUAUAUGACAAGGCUUCUCAAAAUGCCGGUCCCGCUCAGCAAAAGCGGUCAAUACAGGCUCCGCAAAAGACUGCCAACUUCAAUCCUGCCAUGUCUUACGUGAUGUUAAGUGAAUCUCAGCUUGGACCUAUGUCACCGGAAGACUCUAGCCCUUUCAAAAAGGCCCCUGAGAAGGACUCAAAGUCUCCAGACCAGCAUGACUCAACUAGUCUCUCUACCGAGAUUGAGAGAAUCCUACGCUUAUGGGAGAUCUUAUCUUCUCGCUCUGAUAUCGACCAUCCGGUAUGCUCAGAAUGCACCGAUCUAUUACUGGCUGGUCUCCAACAACGUCAAACAACGGCGAACCGUGAACGUCAGGCAUAUGGGGAGUUCCUCAAAAAGGCAAAGGAGGGCGUUCCUUCACAGGAAGAGCAACGCCAGGCCCGCGAAGCUCUGGCUGCUGCGAAACAACAAGAGGAAAAAGCUCUUAGGGAGUUGGAGGCCCUUGAAGCGGAAAAGACUGCCAUGGAAGAAGAAAUCGCUGCCCUCAACCGCGAAGAAGCCGAACUCGAAGAAGAGGAAGCCGCUUUCUGGCGUGAACGCAAUGACUUUGAUAACACUGUCACUAAAUUCAGAGAACAAAACGACAGCUUACUCAACCAACUUCAGUUUGACACAAAGUUGCUUGAAGCUCUGCAGCGAACAAAUGUCUACAAUGACUCGUUCUGCAUUGAUCAUGACGGUCCGUUUGGCACAAUCAACGGAUUGAGAUUAGGCAAGCUUCCAGAUCACGCUGUCGAAUGGCCGGAAAUCAACGCUGCAUGGGGUCUUUGUGUCUUACUAUUGACGGUCGUCGCUGAGAAGCUAGGCUGCACUUUUCACGGCUUUAGGCCUCUUCCAAUCGGCUCUACAUCAAGAAUCGAGAAGCUCGAAUAUCCAGCGAAUGAUCAAUCACGAACUGGCAAGCCAAAGGUCACAAGUCUUGACCUUUUCUGCAACAGUGAUCUUCCUCUCGGAUUGGGCUUCCUGCAUCGUGGCUUCGAUAAUGCCAUGGUUGCGUUCCUCGAAUGUCUUCGACAGCUGGGCGAGCAUGUUGAGCAAUCUCCCUCAUAUGUCGGCGCGUCUGCUCUAAGUCGCAAACUUCCUUACAAGAUAAGUAAGGACAAGAUUGGUGAUAACAGCAUCAAGCUUGGAACCUUCAAUCAGGAGGAAGCUUGGACGAGGGCAUGCAAAUACACGUUGACGUGCUGCAAAUUUCUGCUCGCGCAUGCUAGCCAUGUUGAUGAUCUGAAGCAGGAUGGUCAAGCGGCUUGUUAG